AUGGUGGCGAUAACAGUGCCGGAGACCCUUGCUGACUACAAUCUCAGCACUUUUGAGGCCGAGACGGAGGUUGGGCCGACUAUCUAUGGCGUUUACAGAGGGAUUUUCAAGGAAGAAUGGGAUGAUACAGAGUAUAAAAGCGACGGGCCGAUAUUGGUGAUCAAGCUUCUCCCCAAGACUACUCGACUGUUUGUCCCGGACAUUCCUGGCUACGGGCACAGCUCACCCUGCCAAUCCGACCACAGCAAAUCCACGGUCGGAAGGGCGAUCUUGGACGGGCUUUCCCGGUUGAUCAACGAGGCCAAGGCCGCGCAGCCACAGCGCGUCAUCCUCAUCGGACAUGAUCGCGGCGCACGGAUCUGCCAUCGCCUCACGGUGGAUGCCGCAGAGUAUGCGUCGUCAUUGAGCAUCCUGGGCACCGUGCUGAUGGACAUCGUUCCCACGACGGUGCAAUGGCAGGGCAUGGCCAACCCCGCCGAGGCCCGGGGCACGUUCCAUUGGGCGUUUUUGGCAAACGCGGAGCUGGCCACGCAGAUGAUUCUGCAGGUGGGAGGGGACGUUUUCAUCCGACAGCUGAUGGAGCGCUGGAUGGGGAGUAACGAGGAGGGCCGGAGGAGGUUGGAGGCGGACGAUGCGAUGGAGAUGUACCAGCGGCCGUUCCGGUGGGAGAGCGUGGUGCGUUCGUCAUGCCUGGAUUACGAGGCCGGGGCGACGGUGGACGUGCAGAUGCAGAAGGCGGAUCAGGAGCAGGGACGGAAGAUCGAGGUGCCUGUGCUCGUGCUGCAUUGCGCUGGGAUCGGGAGGCGGUUUGACAUGAAUGUGUGGGCGGAGUGGGUAGCUGACGGCAAGGCGGCCGAGCUGCUGACGGUGGUUGAGCUGGGAAACGGCGUCGGACACUUUGUCGCCGAGGAAGACCCAGAGGGAACGGUUGGUGCAGUUGUCGACUGGAUGCAACGGCUGGGGGUGCAGGUCGCAUAG
Uncinocarpus reesii 1704 is the source of this 978-nucleotide messenger RNA. RefSeq lists its product as uncharacterized. The record is from RefSeq and is a predicted model, not a curated record. Lineage: Eukaryota; Fungi; Ascomycota; Eurotiomycetes; Onygenales; Onygenaceae. The transcript is spliced from 2 exons. Gene Ontology annotation, molecular function: hydrolase activity. Bases 1 to 978 code for a protein of 325 amino acids.